UCCAGCGGGUGUUUCAUUUGUUCUCAUCCUUCUUCCAGGAAUCCUUUCCUCUCUUGCGCUUGGCUUGCUUUCGUGCUUCUCUUCGAAAGUGCAAUGCUUAUAAGAUUUCCAGCUCUGCUAAGUUUGCUCCUCCAAUUUCGAUUCUCGUUUGGAUUGACCCCAUUCCCAGACGCGGCAUUUACGAAGGCUAUAAACUACACUCAAGAGAAAGCUGGAGAUGCUGUAGGCAUCACUCUUCUUCAAGACGCCAGGCAAUCUGGAGCAGUUUGCUUGGAUGGGAGCGCCCCAGCAUAUCAUUUGAGGCCUGGUUUUGGCUCUGGUGCGAAGAACUGGCAUAUACGUUUGGAAGGUGGAGGCUGGUGUGAAAGCUCAUCCGCUUGUGCCACUCGAGCCAAGACAAGUCAUGGAAGCUCCAAGCUCAUGUCCAAUCAAAUAUUAUUUAAUGGUAUUCUUAGCAACAAGUAUUCUGUCAAUCCAGAUUUCUACAACUGGAACCAUGUAUAUGUGCGUUAUUGUGAUGGAGGAUCUUUCAGUGCCGAUGUUGCUGUUCCAGUAAGGCACUGGUCUGGACAAGCUCUAUAUUUUCGAGGACUCAGAAUUUUUAGAGCUGUUGUGAAGCACCUGCAAACCAAGGGACUGAGCACUGCUAAACAGGCACUUUUAAGUGGGUGCUCUGCUGGAGGACUUGGAGUUGUUCAUCGUUGUAACGAGUUCAAAUAUCUUCUACCUAAUGCCAACGUUAAAUGUUUGAGUGAUGCUGGUUACUUUGUGAAUGGCCAAAGCAUCCGAGGAAACUUUGCCAUGUACAACUAUUACAAAGGAGUGGUGAAUUUACAGAAAUUGCAAAACACCCUGGCUAGAGCUUGUACCUCGGCAAAAGAUCCAGUGCAGUGUUUCUUUCCACAACAAGCACAGGGCUACAUAAGACAGCCCACGUUUUUUGUUAAUGCAGCAUAUGAUAAUUGGCAGCUUGAAAAUGUAAAAGAGAUUUCCUGGAGACAAUACAGCCCUUGCAUGAGAUUUGCUUCUUGUUUCCAUGCAAAAACUUUGCAAGCAUUCCGACAAAAUCUACUGAAUGGUCUCUUCUAUGCUCAAUCUAGAGCAGGCUGGGGAACCUUUAUCGAUUCUUGCUUUAGCCAUUGUCAACUUGAGGUAGACAUCAAAUGGACAAGACCAAGAAUACAUGGAAAGUCAUUAGCAAAAGCUGUAGGAGAUUGGUAUUUUGGAAGAUCUCAGUCAACUCACUAUAUAGAUUGUGGAUUUCCAACUUGCAAUCCUACUUGCGUUAAGUACCCUCUAAUGUCAACUUCCACAUAGAUUUUGAGUGUGGAACAUUUAUUGUAAUCUCCCACAUAGUUUUCGAGUGUGAAAUUUACAAACUAAAGUCACAAAUACAAAUUGCUUAGUGAUGGAA
Molecule: messenger RNA, 1414 nt
Organism: Selaginella moellendorffii
Lineage: Eukaryota; Viridiplantae; Streptophyta; Lycopodiopsida; Selaginellales; Selaginellaceae
Product: pectin acetylesterase 7
Exons: 12
Coding region: 94-1317 (407 amino acids)
Molecular function (GO): hydrolase activity
Source: RefSeq, a predicted model, not a curated record